This is a messenger RNA of Quercus robur (English oak), 1221 nucleotides long. RefSeq lists its product as uncharacterized. The transcript has a single exon. Bases 1 to 1221 code for a protein of 406 amino acids. NCBI's taxonomy places the organism in Eukaryota, Viridiplantae, Streptophyta, Magnoliopsida, Fagales, Fagaceae. Gene Ontology annotation, molecular function: nucleic acid binding; RNA-DNA hybrid ribonuclease activity. The record is from RefSeq and is a predicted model, not a curated record.
AUGUCCAGUCCUGAAGUCGAUGAGGUUUUAUUUGCCUACAUUACCGUGGCCCCUCACGUAGUGAGCCUGGUGCUGAUCCGGAUGGACAAUGGCAUACAACGACCUGUCUACUACAUGAGCAAGUCGUUGCAUGAGGCAGAGAUCUGUUACCUACCCCUAGAAAAGGCCAUCCUGGCGAUCGUACAAGCCACGCGAAAACUCCCCCACUAUUUCCAGGCACACACAGUUGUUGUGUUAACCCAACUCCCGCUCAGGUCAAUACUCCGAAAUGUCGAUUACACAGGGAAAGUAGCUAAGUGGGGGACCAUUCUUGGCGCCUUCGACAUUAGAUACAUGCCUCACAGCGUUGUGAAGGGCCAAGUCCUCGCGGAUCUGGUAGCUGAGUUUGCUAAACCCUCACUAGAAGAAGGGGGAGGGAUACCAAGCACGAACGAAAAAUUGGUCAGCACAGUCUCUCAGCAAGGGCCCACCUGUUGGAAAGCAUAUGUUGACGGCGUAGCAAAUCAAAGGGGCUUUAGGGUGGGGCUCAUCCUGAUUUCCCUCGAGGGGAUUACUAUCGAGAAAUCACUAAGACUGGGCUUUUCGACCAUGAAUAAGGAGGCAGAAUAUGAGGCCCUGUUGGAAGAAAUGUCCAUGGUCGAGAAACUAGGCGGGAAAUCCAUAAACAUGUUCUCGGACUCAAGACUUAUUUUAGGACAAGUAAAUGGGGAAUUGGAGGCAAGGGAUGAAAAAAUGCAAGAGUACCUGGUCCAAGCUAAGCGCUUGCGUGUGCGUUUUAACUAUUUUAGCCUAAUGCAUGUAUCCAGGAAUGGAAACACCCAUGCCGAUUCUCUUGCCACGCUAGCCACCUCCUCGGCGCAAUGCCUACCUCGAGUUAUACUCGUGGAAGAUCUACACAGACCCUUGGUGGUGAAGGCCGAGUUGAUGCAUGUUUGCAGCGUCAGGGCAGGGCCUAGCUGGAUGGAUCCUUUGAUACUAUUUUUAAAGGAAGACGUCUUACCCAAAGAGAAGAGUGAGGCCGACAAGAUUAGAAGGAAGGCUCCUCAAUUCUGGCUGUCCGAGGACUUGAAAUUGUAUAAACGCUCAUUUUCAGGAUCGUAUUUGCUAUGCGUACACCCUGAUGCCACAAAACUUAUCUUAGAGGAAUUGUAUGAAAGAAUUUGUGGGAGCUAUACAGGGGGUAGGUCCUUGUCCCAUAGAGCCAUAACCCAAGGUUACUAG